AUGGGGUUGUUGCGGUUAGGGGACAUGUAUUUCGGAAUACCACAGUCCCAGGAGGAGCGGUACGGGGGAUUCAAUUUGCUUUGCUGCAUCCCUACUUUAAAGCAUCAAGUCAGGAACGGGGAUCUACUCACUGAGCGGCAGCAGGAAGGACCAUGUCGUGCAGGCGAUCUGCAGUGUCAUCUGGCCGCCAAGUUCUGCGAUGAUGUUCGCCCCACCUUGCUAUUGGCGGGCUCUCCUCUGACUGCCACGGAUGUCCUUCAGGAGGAUGUUUCUUUGGCCGUGAUUCGCCACACUUUAUCAGAAACGGCUGCCGUUGUGUUGCAGGCUGCUCGCACAGCAGUUUCUCGGGUAAAGGAAACUCAGCUGCAAGACCUCAAGACUAUCAUUAAGCCAGCUGACAUGAUGCUGGACGUGAUGGCUGCUAUUCUGGGCCUGCUCGGUUACAGAGAGCACUCGUGGCAUUCGAUCAGAAAGCUGUUAGGUUCACGUGACCUACUGUCAAGGCUUUUGGCCCUCCAGCCCCACCAAGUAAGCUUCGAGAGCCAGCUCGCAGUUCAGCAGAUUGUGGAGCGACAUGCCGACAGCUUUAGGCACGAGGUCAUCGUCAAGUACUCCACAGCUCUCGCACCUUUUGCUGCCUUGGUGAGGGCUUUCCUAGAGUGCUGGGCAGCUUGA
This is a messenger RNA of Symbiodinium sp. CCMP2592, 675 nucleotides long. The record is from the annotation of a GenBank genome assembly. Lineage: Eukaryota; Dinophyceae; Suessiales; Symbiodiniaceae.